AUGGCGGCCCCUCCAAAGACGGAAGCCCCGCCCGGCGCGGCUUCAUCAACCCCGCCACCGCCGCCCAUUGAGUAUUCCUAUAUGUAUGAAAAGGAUAAGAGUCCAUCCAAGCUAUUAGAUGCUCUCUUGAGAGCCAUUAGUUGUUAUAUUACACUCGAAAUUGGCGAUAAGACUGUUUGUCACCUAACACCUGAGAAGUUGGCCGCCUUCUACAAGGCCGUUGGAGGCGACUAUGACUCUCUAUUCGAGAUGCCCCACGAGUCCAUCUCAUACAUCUGGCAAGUCACUGGAUGUCAACACACGUUACAACCUACCGACGACGAUUUUGAACCGCCUUCAAUACCCGCCCUCACCCCCAGAGGUUUUUCGCGAUGGGAGUCUCUUGAGAUUUUGCUUGGUCCAGAGGAGCACGUUCCUUUUCUACAGUUCGCUGUAAAGAACUGGCAGCUAAAACACCCAGAGACUGGCCAAGCAUUUCCUCCCGACCUACCUCCGACCGUAUUCCCAACACAGGCCGAUGCCGAGGUGGACCGCUGGCACAAGUCGUGCGCCGAGAAGCUAAGAAAGGAAGCGAGUGCCAGAGAGAGGGAUGCGGUCCGAGAAGCUGCACGAGAAUCACCUGGCACUGGCGAGCCUGGAGAUGGAGCAGAGCCCAAGUUUGCCUACACCCACGUACGAGGUAGUGCUUUUGCCGGAAACCGGGCCAGACCAGAACGGCCGUUGUACAAUCAUGUGCCGGGUAGACAUGCAGGUAGUGGGCGACCAACCAGACCUUCGCCCGAGAGAUACAACAGUCGCUCUGAUGAACAUGCCAGACGACGGAGCUUUUCAGAUUAUAAUCAGCAGCCGACGCCAGAUGUUCCACCGCAUGCGCAGCAAGGACAGCCGGCGCCUUAUCUCGACCCUAAUGCAAAGCGGCCUGCACCACCACGUCGACACAGCCAGCCGAGACACUUCUCUUCAGAUUCAAGUGAAGAUGAAUCUGCUCCUCCCCGCGCAAAGAGAAGACCCGAAGCAAGUCCUCCGUCUCCAACUUCUCGUCGGUACUCACCUACAAACGACCGACCACCGCCUGUUGCCAGUAACCCGUCAUCGUUCCGUCCUCAUCGCGCUGAUGUAAGAGGUGACGAAUCUACCCGACGACGAUCAACGCAUAGCCCCAGUCUUAGAGAAAAGCUAUCUGAAAAGGUCUCGAAUAUCCUUCCCAACGGACUCGGUAACACACAAGAUCGCAACAGAAACGCGCCUCGAACUGCAUCAUACAACACCGAUUCCUCACGCGGACGUCGAAGCCGUGAUCGACUACCCCCAUCUCGUCUCAGCAAAAGCUACUCCGACAUCUCGGGAGCCUCAUCCGAAGCAGAUUCCAGCGACGACGAAGCGCACCGAACAAGGAGAAUGCGCGAGGAGCGAGACAGAGAGCGAGACCGCGAACGCGAACGUGAACGCAGGGGUAGACAGAGGGAACUCGACCGGGAAAGAGAGGAGGAGCGACGUGAGCGGUAUCUUCGCCGACCAGAGAUGGAACGACGAACUAGCAGCCACGCAGAUGCCGAGCGACGCCGUGACUAUCCCGGAUGGGACCCGCGAUCCGACAGGAAGAGGUGGGAUAAGCGCAUGCCGCCCGAUGAGCGGGGGACAAGUCCCCUUGGGACUCCGAACAGACGAUAUGCUGAGCCGGCGUAUCAAUAA
Fusarium sp. VM40 is the source of this 1692-nucleotide messenger RNA. NCBI's taxonomy places the organism in Eukaryota, Fungi, Ascomycota, Sordariomycetes, Hypocreales, Nectriaceae. The record is from the annotation of a GenBank genome assembly.